Messenger RNA from Cyphellophora europaea CBS 101466, 279 nucleotides. RefSeq lists its product as uncharacterized. The record is from RefSeq and is a predicted model, not a curated record. NCBI's taxonomy places the organism in Eukaryota, Fungi, Ascomycota, Eurotiomycetes, Chaetothyriales, Cyphellophoraceae. The transcript has a single exon. The coding region runs from base 1 to 279 and encodes 92 amino acids.
AUGGUGAUGAUGAAGUCGCGCAACGAGCAGGACCAUCAGUUCCAGAUGGACAAGUUCUUGCAUGGACUCAGUGACCACAUCACACAAACAGCAGCAGAGUGGAAAACACAAGGCCCAGAGGUCGCGGCGUCUCUAAUCGCUGCUGUGCUUGAUUUUAGCAAAGACGACAGCCCUAUAUGGCUGAUGUAUAGAGAUUACAUGGCCAUGGUGAAAAAGAAGCGGCCCUCCACUGAGCCUAUAGACCAGGAACAACUUGAUGUCGAGGAUGCGAACAUCUGA